This is a messenger RNA of Ogataea angusta, 1458 nucleotides long. RefSeq lists its product as uncharacterized. Gene Ontology annotation, biological process: transmembrane transport. The record is from RefSeq and is a predicted model, not a curated record. NCBI's taxonomy places the organism in Eukaryota, Fungi, Ascomycota, Pichiomycetes, Pichiales, Pichiaceae. Gene Ontology annotation, molecular function: transmembrane transporter activity. Bases 1 to 1458 code for a protein of 485 amino acids. The transcript has a single exon.
AUGACGCCUGAUCCCAAAACAGAUGACACGCCCGAUCAGCAACCGCAAGAAGUGCCCCAUACAAUCCUCACCAAACGCGAGAAGUCAUUCAUGACGUUCCUGCUGUCUCUUAUCGGUGUUGCAUCUGCCAUGAGCAUGCCUAUUUACUGGGUUGCACUGACAGAAAUGAAGAAAAAGUUUGGGGUCACUGAGGAGCAGAUCAAUCUCACCGUCGUGGCGUACUUGAUCCUGCAAUCGGUGUCGCCAGUGUUCUUCUCUACUGCAACAGACUAUGUCGGAAGACGGCCGGUGGUGCUGGUGUGCCUAUUGGGCGGUCUCGCAAUAAACAUCGCUCUGGCUGUCUCAAACGCAUACUGGAUGAUCAUUCUUUUCCGCUGUCUGUUGGCCUCCUUUGUCUCGCCGCUGAUCAGCAUCGACUCCUCCAUCGUCAGCGACUUUACCACCAGAAGGGACCGCGGUGGCUACAACGGAACAGUGAACGGGUUUCUCCUGGUGGGCCAAGGUUUCUCGCCCUUUUUCGGUGCUCUGGUCGACAGCGGGUGGGACUGGAGAGCCAUCUUCUACUUCUGCGCCAUAAUCGACGGCGUGCUUCUGGUUGUUGCAUUCAUCUGCCUUCCUGAGACGAAACGGAGCAUCGUCGGAAACAUGUCCGUCAGACCGGACCACUGGUACCACCGGGCCCCUAUACUGCUCUAUUUUGGCAACAGACUGUCUGAUACAUCAAAAAGCACUGUUGAGCACGUCGAUCUUCCUACGUACAAUCCGCUUAGAACAGUCAUGAUCGUCAAGUAUCCACAAGUGUCCAUGGUCCUAAUUCCCAGCUCUCUGAUAUUUGCCACAUGGACCAUCUCGCAAGCAUCGUUUUCCACAGAGCUCUCUGAGUCCUACGGAUUCUCGACCCUGAAAAUAGGUAUCUGCUUUUUUGCUCCCGGAGUGGCUACAGUUCUUGGAGCUAUCAUUAGCGGCAGGGUUUUAGACUUCGCCUACAACAACCUUCGCCGGAAACACAUCCAGUCCGAGAGCGCCCAGCCACUCAACAUCAUCAAGGCAAGAGUGCAGUACUUUUUCAUUCCGUCGCUCGUCUGUGCAGCUGCCUCUGUGGUGUUUGGCUGGUGCUUCCAGAAAAAAGAAAACGUGGCCGUCAUCCUUGUCAUGUCGUUUCUGAUCACUUUCUCGACCAUGUUCCCGAUGAACGCUGUUCCCACGCUGCUGAUAGAUAUGUUCCCGGGACAGUCUGGUUCUGUUGCGUCGCUCAAUAACUUGGGACGCUGUGGCAUGGCUACCAUCUUCAUGGCAUGUCUGUCCAGAAUGGGCAAGGCCAUGAAUUUGGGCGGUACCUACACGCUUAUGGCGGGAUUAAUAAUGCUUGGAAACAUCUCCGUGUAUGCUCUUUUGGCAAGAAGCUCUAAAAUUCUCGCAGAUGUUGAGAGACGCAAACAGGAGCUGGACGAUAAAUAA